AUGCUGUCAAUUUUGUGUUUUUUUAACAGUUAUGACGGAGAAUUUGUGUUUGAUGACAGUGAAGCCAUUUUGGGAAAUAAUGAUCUCUUGCCAACAACACCUUUAUCAGAUGUUUUCGAACAUGAUUUCUGGGGCAGAAAGCUGGCCUCUAAAACAAGCCAUAAAUCCUACAGACCUCUAACUGUUCUUACAUUUAGGUUGAACUAUUAUUUAGCUGAAGGAUAUUAUCCUUAUGGAUUUCACCUUAUUAACAUCCUACUCCAUGCCUCUGUCUCAGUUCUUAUUUUGCAAGUGUUUUCUAUUCUUUUUACUGGUUAUUACUCAUCCACUGGUUUUAAUUCACCUAAAGCCUCAUUAUUAUGCGCUGUGCUAUUUGCUAUCCAUCCUGUACACACUGAAAGUGUUGCUGGUAUAGUGGGUCGAGCUGAUUUAUUAUGUGCCUUGUUAUUUUUACUUUCAUUUAUAUCCUAUGCCAAAUCUUGUAACAAUGGUAAGUACCUCUACAUAAAUGGUAUCUAG
Molecule: messenger RNA, 519 nt
Organism: Lottia gigantea (owl limpet)
Lineage: Eukaryota; Metazoa; Mollusca; Gastropoda; Lottiidae
Exons: 3
Coding region: 1-519 (172 amino acids)
Biological process (GO): endoplasmic reticulum unfolded protein response; protein O-linked glycosylation via mannose
Cellular component (GO): endoplasmic reticulum
Molecular function (GO): mannosyltransferase activity
Source: RefSeq, a predicted model, not a curated record